CAUAUUUUUUUGAUUGGUAAGAACUGGCAGAUGACGCUUCAUGAAAUAUAAAUGCAAGAAAGGCUCCGGAGAGCACAAUAAAAACCUUCCACCGUCAGUCUCGGAGGAUAAGAAAGAUACUGUUACCAGCAGCAGGAAAUGGCCUUCGGAAUCUCAAUAUCAGUCUAUCUCUUAUUCAAAGCAAUGACAGCCUUGACCGCAGAGGCAGCCGUGUCGGGAACACCCCCAAUCACAACCCAGCAAAGUAACUGGACAGUUAACAAAACGGAAGUUGACAACACAGAAGGACCCAUAGCCUUGAAGUUCUCACAUCCUUGCCUGGAAGACCACAAUAGUUACUGCAUCAAUGGUGUUUGCGCAUUCCACCAUGAGCUGGAGAAAGCCAUCUGCACGUGUUUUACUGGUUAUACUGGAGAAAGGUGUGAGCACUUGACCUUAACUUCAUACGCUGUGGAUUCUUAUGAAAAAUACAUUGCAAUUGGGAUUGGCGUUGGAUUAUUGUUAAGUGGUUUUCUUGCUAUUUUUUACUGCUACAUAAGAAAGAGGUGUCUAAAAUUGAAAUCACCUUACAACAUCUGUUCCAGAGGAAGACCACUGUGAGGCCUUUGUCAGAAAUGUUCAUGAGGCAUUUAUAAAAAUCAGUGGGCCCCAAAUUGA
Lutra lutra (Eurasian river otter) is the source of this 657-nucleotide messenger RNA. It is a transcript of the gene EPGN, whose product is annotated as epithelial mitogen. Gene Ontology annotation, biological process: positive regulation of mitotic nuclear division; positive regulation of cell population proliferation; epidermal growth factor receptor signaling pathway. The transcript has 5 exons. The record is from RefSeq and is a predicted model, not a curated record. NCBI's taxonomy places the organism in Eukaryota, Metazoa, Chordata, Mammalia, Carnivora, Mustelidae. The coding region runs from base 139 to 600 and encodes 153 amino acids.